This is a messenger RNA of Aspergillus homomorphus CBS 101889, 984 nucleotides long. RefSeq names its product endo-1,4-beta-xylanase. Lineage: Eukaryota; Fungi; Ascomycota; Eurotiomycetes; Eurotiales; Aspergillaceae. Gene Ontology annotation, biological process: carbohydrate metabolic process. The record is from RefSeq and is a predicted model, not a curated record. The transcript is spliced from 10 exons. Gene Ontology annotation, molecular function: hydrolase activity, hydrolyzing O-glycosyl compounds. The coding region runs from base 1 to 984 and encodes 327 amino acids.
AUGGUCCAAAUCAAGGCAGCUGCUCUGGCUAUGCUCUUUGCUGGUCAUGUGCUUUCCGAGCCCAUUGAAGCCCGUCAGGCCUCAGUGAGCAUCGAUGCCAAAUUCAAAGCUCACGGGAAGAAAUACCUGGGUACCAUUGGUGAUCAGUCCUCCUUGAACAAGAACCCAAAGACCCCGGCAAUUAUCAAGGCCGACUUCGGCCAGCUGACCCCGGAGAACAGUAUGAAGUGGGAUGCUACUGAGCCACAACAAGGACAAUUCUCCUUUUGGGGGUCCGACUACCUCGUCAACUUUGCUCAGUCCAACGGCAAGCUGAUCCGUGGACACACUCUCGUGUGGCACUCGCAGCUCCCAUCGUGGGUCUCUUCGAUCAGAGACAAAAACACUCUGAUCAAUGUCAUGAAGAACCACAUCACCACCGUGAUGAACCGGUACAAGGGCAAAGUUUACGCUUGGGACGUUGUGAACGAAAUCUUCAACGAGGAUGGUUCCCUGCGCAACAGUGUCUUCUACAAUGUCAUCGGUGAGGACUAUGUACGGAUCGCCUUUGAAACCGCUCGUGCCGCAGAUCCAAAUGCAAAACUCUACAUCAAUGACUACAACCUGGAUAAUGCCGGGUAUGCUAAAUUGACUGGCAUGGUCAAUCAUGUCAGGAAGUGGAUCGCCGCAGGUAUCCCUAUCGACGGAAUCGGCUCCCAAACCCACCUGAGCGCUGGUGCAGCUAACAUCAUUUUUACUGCUCUGAAUGCUCUGGCUGCUGCAGGCACAGAGGAAAUCGCUGUUACUGAAUUGGACAUCGCUGGCGCCAGCCCCACUGACUACGUGAAUGUCGUGGAGGCUUGUCUCCACCAGCCUAAGUGCGUCGGAAUUACCGUUUGGGGAGUUGCUGACCCGGAUUCCUGGCGCUCCAGCUCCAGCCCUUUGCUCUUCGACUGGAACUAUAACCCGAAGCAAGCAUAUUACGCCAUUGCGAAUGCCCUCUAG